Messenger RNA from Paramecium tetraurelia, 763 nucleotides. RefSeq lists its product as uncharacterized. The record is from RefSeq and is a predicted model, not a curated record. Lineage: Eukaryota; Ciliophora; Oligohymenophorea; Peniculida; Parameciidae. The transcript has 4 exons. Gene Ontology annotation, cellular component: cytoplasm.
AUGAUUUCUAGUAACUAAACGAAAUCAUUACUUGAAAGCAUGGAGAAGAAUGAAGAUCCAUCCGCUUUUGCAGAUGCUUUAGGCCUUUUAGAAAAGCUAAUCACCAAUAUAAUAAACAACCCCAACGAAGAUAAAUUUAAACAUAUAAAGAUGACAGUUAAAGCAUUAGCCACUCGUCUAUUUAAUAUAAGAGAAAUGGCAUAAUUACUCACAUGUUUAGGUUUCAUUUAAUUAGAAUAAGAAUUUUAUCUCCCUGAUGAAGAAUAUGCAACAUUAUUAGAGAAUUUCAAUACAAUUAAGUGGUAGCAUAUUUUAGCUUAAGGAAGAGUAGAGGGACCUCAACAAUAUCAACGAGCUUAAGAAAUAGUUAGAUAAUAGCAAGAAGCUUAGAGAUAAUACGAAAAAGAGAUAAAAGAAAAGGAGAAAAUUUAAUAAUAAAUGAAAUAUGAUAGAUAAGAGAGAAGUUUAGUGAAAGAGAAGGAUUCAAAAGCCAAUGAUUUGUAAUUUGGUGCCAAAGUGAAAACAUGUGAACAGCUAGGCAUAAAUAAGAAUAAUGGUAAACGUGGGUGAGGUUGAGCGGGGCGAAGGUUUAAAUACUUUCGCCUCGCAUUAUAAUAAUAAGGAAAAUAAUCAAUCAACCAAUAGAAGUAAGAAAUUACUUCUUAGAUGAUCAAAGUGCAUUUAAAACUAACAGAUGCUUUUUGAGAGAUGGAUUGUGAGUUUUCUUUAUAUAUAAAUGUAUGGUGAAGAAAAUAAGAUAUUA